AUGUUAUUUCAGGGGAGACUUACAAGAGCUCUAGCCGAACCAGUCAAGGAGUUUCUACGUUCAGCUCGAUAUAACACGUGGGAAGUUAUUAAAACGCUUCUUGUAAGCGAGACAAUAGCUGCUGCUGCGGAUCUUAAAAAUGAUCUUUCAGAUUUGGAGCUCGAUGAUGGUACAGUGAAAGAACUGCUUUCAAGGCUAAGAAAUCAUGGAAGGAGCCUUGUUGAAUCAAAGGCAAAAGAAGAAGCUAAAACGAUCUCGAUCCGCAUGAAAGACAGAUUAACGAUAUUAUUCAAUGCCGAUAUGUCAAGAGUAAGGAAUGGAAAAGUAGAUAUACAAGCAAUUGCUGAAUCUGCCCGCGAUGAAUGUAUGAUGAUGCUUUGUAUAAUAUCGACAAUUUGGUUAGAUGGAGACGGUGAUACCUUUGAAAACUUUUGUUCCCUACUAGUACUUGAUAAGAGUUGCCAAUUGGAUCCACUGGCCUCCAUCUCAAGGAAAAAGGAGCUGAUUCUAAAGGCGGGAACUUUAAUCUCCCCUGACAACUGCAAGUUUCUCUGGAGCCAAUUUAUGGUUCACGUUGAUUGCAUUGUCACCCUGGUCCUACAUGUUGAG
Triticum dicoccoides is the source of this 609-nucleotide messenger RNA. RefSeq names its product protein ROOT HAIR DEFECTIVE 3-like. The record is from RefSeq and is a predicted model, not a curated record. The annotation marks the transcript as partial. Lineage: Eukaryota; Viridiplantae; Streptophyta; Magnoliopsida; Poales; Poaceae. Gene Ontology annotation, biological process: endoplasmic reticulum membrane fusion. Gene Ontology annotation, cellular component: endoplasmic reticulum. The transcript has 4 exons. Gene Ontology annotation, molecular function: GTPase activity.